AUGUCCUCCAAAAACCUUUACCUAGCCACCGCCCUCGCCUGCACUACAGCCUGCAUGUUUGGCUACGGCACCGGCUACAUCGGCGGCGUGCUCGCCCUCCCCUCCUUCACCCACUACUUCGCCCUCGACGCCCUCCCCCCAAAGUCCCACGCCGCGGCCGAAUCAUUCACCAUCUCCCUCUGGCUCCUAGGCGCGCUCCUCGGUGUCCUGGCCGCAAACCCCGUAUGCUCGCAGCUCGGCCGGCAAAAGGCGCUCACCCUCUGCGCCACAACAUACACACUCAGCGCCAUCCUGCAGUCCGCCCCGCCAGCGCACUCGCUUAUAGUCUUCAAUGCCGGCCGGCUGCUCAAUGGGCUCGGCGUGGGUGUGGGGACGCUCGCGACGCCGAUCUACAUUGCCGAGAUUGCAACCCCGCGGGUGAAGGGGAUGUUGCUUGCGGCGUGGCAGGUAAGCAUGCAGGCCGCGGCGCUGGUGGGGUUCUGGGGUGCGUAUGUGGCGCAUAUGCUGAUUGGCGACGGGGUCCAUUGGCAGUGGAGGCUGCCGGUGCUGUUCCAGGUGGUCUUUGGGGCUAUUCUUGUUGUGGCGAGUUUGGGCGUUUUGCCGGAGUCGCCGGUGUGGUUGGGGGCUGUGAGCCGUAGAGAUGAGUGCCGGGGGGUUCUGGAGUGGUUACGAGGGGAGGAGGGUCCAUGUCAGUCGGAAGCCCUUGCCCUCGAAGUCGAGGCGUGCUGCCAGGGGAGCCUUCUUGCUCCUGCGGAUGAUGAUACGCCUGUGAAGCAGAGGGAGGGACUAUACGAGGCCCUCGCUAGCAGUGCGAAUCUUCGCCGACGGCUCUUCUGCGGCGUGGGUCUGAUGGCCGUAACGGCACUGAGCGGAUCAAACGCACUGAACUUCUACGCGCCCACCAUCUUCGCCAGCGCAGGGUUCACCUCGACCUCCGCCUCGCUCUUCCUAACGGGGACAUUUGGGCUCGUAAAGCUCGGCGCCGCCUUCGGCUUCAUGUUCUGCUUCGUCCGCAUCAAGGGCCACCGGUUCUGGCUGCUCCUCUGCACAGCCGUGUGCGCUGUAUCGUUCGCCGUGCUGGCAUUCUGCGUGCGACGCCUCGAGCACCAACAAACUGCCCCAAGAGGUACCUCCACAGCCCCAGCAACAACAAGCACAAUUGCCCUCCUGGCCGUCUACACUUUCGCCUUCUUCUUCGGAAUCGGACACGGCCCAAUCGCGUGGAACUUUUGCGCGGAGAUUUUUCCUCCGCACCUCAGCACGAGCUGCUGCGCAAUCACGACGUGCGCGCAGUGGGUGUUUCAGAUUGUGAAUGCUGUCUGUACCCCAUUUCUCCUUACGCUGGCAGGUUGGUAUACAUGGGUUAUCUUUUGUGGAGUGAAUGCUUUUUUGUUCGGGUGGUGUGCUGUGUGCGUUCCGGAGACGAGGGGGGUGACGCCAGGGGUUGAGAUGGAGAGAGUUUUUGAGCCGGGGCCGCCAUGGUGGAGGGCGAUGCAGGGGGAUGAAAAUCAGGCUGGGGACUGGGAGAGGGAGCCGUUGUUGGGGGAGCGCGGAGGGGGUAUUUGA
Messenger RNA from Aspergillus puulaauensis, 1566 nucleotides. RefSeq lists its product as uncharacterized. The record is from RefSeq and is a predicted model, not a curated record. NCBI's taxonomy places the organism in Eukaryota, Fungi, Ascomycota, Eurotiomycetes, Eurotiales, Aspergillaceae. Gene Ontology annotation, molecular function: carbohydrate:proton symporter activity. Bases 1 to 1566 code for a protein of 521 amino acids. Gene Ontology annotation, biological process: carbohydrate transport; transmembrane transport. Gene Ontology annotation, cellular component: membrane. The transcript has a single exon.